CGAGGACGACGAGACUCAAUAAAAGGGGAUGUUUUAGAGUCAGAAGUUUCAUCCAUCUUCGCCAUAAAUGCAGGACAAACAGAUAUUGAGUUAGUCAUUCAUUGCAGAGUCGUGGUCCUGGAACGUUGGCUCUUUUCAAGGAACGUUAUCUCUUAAUAUUUUGUUCCUAAAAAUAAAAACAAAAAAUUAAAAAGUUUUUUCCUGUUUUCGUGUUUUUAUUUUAAAUUUUUGUUUAAAUUAUUUUCUUUGUUAAUAAAAAAUAAAAGUGUCAACAAUUGUUUGUUAAAGUGAAUAAUGCUACAAUAAUGGCAACACUAUCUCAGCAUUCACACCAAAUUCAACACCAUCAACACCACAGCAUCACUAGUGGCCUGGGACUACUAACAACUGUCGCCCAAUUACCACCAAAAUACAGAAGUCGAUAUCUCAAUCUCAAGACCAAAUUCGAGAUUCCUUUGGACUUGUCGGUGAAGCCAUUUUCCCCAAAUGACCAAAUAACUACAUCGAGCAGCAGCACUAUUUCCAACAACAACGACAAAAAUUGCCAACAAGAAAAUGAACAACCACCCAUCACGCCCCCACCAUCACCGCAACGGAAACGAAAGUUCUCUCAAGCAUCCGAUGAAUCAUCGAUGUCGUCCUCGUUGUCAGUCCAGUCAACUCAGUCAGCAGGUGGUAAUUUAGCUGUUGAUUCAAUUUACCCCCAAACCUCUCAAUCCUCAACAAGCUACAAUAACCCUGGCAAAAUGAUGAAGACCGAAGUUCAUUUGACCAUCAAACGUGAUGUCACCCCUUCAAAACCGAUUAAAUGUGAGUCCGCACCAAAGACCGCAAAAGCCCACCCCCCGGCAGCCAAGCCCAGUCGCAAUAAGGCAACAAGGAAGCUUAAGUUCGAUGAGGAUACUAGCUCUCCGGUUUCCGGAACAGUAAUUCGACCUUUGGAAGAAAUAAACGAGGGGAAUCUACAUUACAGCAAUGGUGACAUCGACCCCAAGUACAACAUUGUCGAAAUCACCGAAGAAACCAAAGCCGAGCUGGCGGCCAUUAAGAAUGUCAUCGGCGACUAUGUGUGCAGGCUUUGUCGAAUCAAAUUCGAUGAUGCCUUUGGGCUAGCUCAGCACCGCUGUUCUUGCAUAGUUCUGCUGGAAUACCGGUGUCCCGAGUGUGGAAAACAGUUCAACUGUCCAGCCAACCUGGCCUCCCAUCGAAGAUGGCACAAGCCCAAGAAGACCAUCAGUGACACCAAAAAAGAAAACCAAAUUCAACCGGAAUCUCAAGAAACAGCAUCCCAAUUCAACUGUGACGAAUGUGGAAAGAGUUUCAAGAGAGCAGCCUACCUCAGGAAGCACAAAUUGACACACAAGAAACAAGCAUCCAUAAGCAAGCCCAUCAGAGUGAAGGAGGAAUCUUUGAGCGAGAGUGUCAUCUCAGGAAGAGAUGCCCAGAGUGUUCACUCAAACGAAGAUGAAGGCAUCUACACCAACGAUUACGAUGAUAUGAAUUCCAUGGAUUCCGAUUCCAGUUCGAGCUCGGGCAGAUUACAAAUAGUCGAACACAAUCUGACCGAGGAGGAGAAUAUCGCCGCCACAGCCCUUACGAAUUUGAGAAAUUGUACCUCAGUCAUACAGCACACGACAGUAGUGGUGGGUAUGGCUCAUUAGAAAUACCAUAAUAAGAAUCGGUGAUGUGGAGGGAUUAAGAAAAGCAAAAAAGUAAAAGUGAUGUGUGCUGGCAAUCAAUCAAGUGCAAGAAUAAAAUUAAUCCAAGGGUAAGUUUUGUGUAUAGAAAGUUUAGUGUAGGUAUUGCCAUUGGGAAAUUUCAUUUAUUUUAAUGUUUUACUUAUUUUUGCUCAAGUUUCUGUUUUGAAUUCUGUUAAUUUUGCCUAAUCAGUUUUUUAAAAUACAAGUUUUGUUUAUUUCAAUUCAUUUGAUUUGAUUCGAUUUGAUUAAGUUUUCUGUUUUUUUUUUUAAACUCACUAAAGAGGCAGUCUUUAAUAUUAAUUUAAAUAUUGGUUAUAAAUGUUUAAAAGUGUUUAAUUGUUAAACAAAAAAGACGAUAUCUCAUUUUUAUAUUCAUGUUCAUGUAACUUAAAUAAUGCAAGUGAAAAACAUCCUUAAAAGUAGACUCAUAAAAAAUAAGGAAAAUAAUUAAACUAAUUUUAUAUUAAUUAGUGCAGUUAGUUCUGAACUUAUUGAGAAAAUACAUACAAAUGUUUACAGUUUUGUUUUAUUCCAACAGUUUUUUCCCAUAGGCAUUUUAUUUUUAUUUUUAAAUUAAGUUUAUAUUUAUUUAAGAUUAAGUUUGUACAUUAUUUGGA
Molecule: messenger RNA, 2317 nt
Organism: Eupeodes corollae
Lineage: Eukaryota; Metazoa; Arthropoda; Insecta; Diptera; Syrphidae
Gene: nerfin-1
Product: insulinoma-associated protein 1
Exons: 1
Coding region: 306-1661 (451 amino acids)
Biological process (GO): negative regulation of transcription by RNA polymerase II; regulation of cell cycle process; neuron differentiation
Cellular component (GO): transcription repressor complex; nucleus
Molecular function (GO): RNA polymerase II cis-regulatory region sequence-specific DNA binding; DNA-binding transcription repressor activity, RNA polymerase II-specific
Source: RefSeq, a predicted model, not a curated record